Molecule: messenger RNA, 8770 nt
Organism: Xenopus tropicalis (tropical clawed frog)
Lineage: Eukaryota; Metazoa; Chordata; Amphibia; Anura; Pipidae
Gene: erich3
Product: glutamate rich 3
Exons: 16
Coding region: 1091-7237 (2048 amino acids)
Source: RefSeq, a predicted model, not a curated record
UUACACAGCAUAAUAAAUAUGCCCCUUGAUGUCAAUAAGGAAAGCAACAUCACCGUGCAAUGCAUUGUGUGUUAUUUGGUUCCUUUAUGCUGUCUGUAAGCUGUGGUGAAGUUGUUAGUUUGUAACAUCAGUAUCCCUCCUCCCCUGCCAGGAUUUCAAAUGAUGCAGAAAGCAAGGAACUGUUUUCCAGCUGUUGUUUAUUCCAGCAGGUGUUCAUUUAUACUGUUUGAAGGAACUACAGUGAUAGCUAUAUUAGGGAUUUUGUGUUAUAUGGGGCUCUUAAUUUUGGUUCAGGAGUUCCCCUUUGAGAUAACCUAGGAUACUAUUUUUAUUUGUCUAAGAAGUCAUCCAAUGCACUUCUAAAAAGCAUGAGAUGGGGAGUGGGAUUUUUCUCCUGUCCCCUUAUAUGGGUUUCAGUUUUUUUUAUUGUGUUUAGUAUUUUCUUUCUGCAAAGAAAUAUAUAUAAGAAAACAAACUCUUAAGCAAAUACAGUAUGUCAGUUUACAAAUAUGUCAGUUGUUUUCUCUACUUCUUUCAAUAGCCCUGCCAGACUGCCUGUAAUAAAGGCAAUAGCAGUGUGAGCUAUUACUGCUGAAUGAAUACGACAAGGUAAUUUUCUCAAGAUUUAGAAACCCACAGAGGCUUCUGACUGGAUACAAAUGCUUGCACGUCUAUACAGCACUGUAAAGGUUACAUUGUUGCCUGUGGCUACUGCAGCUCCAAGGAAACACAAGCAUAUCAAUGACAGUGCGUAGCACAGUGCUGGGAUUCCUCCUGUUCAUUGGAUAGAUCACAAUGAAGAGUAGAAUGAAGGUUUCUUUUCAAUACUAUUGGCUGGUAAGUCCCAUAGCCCGCCUUCAGCAUGCAUCUUUAUGUGGCUGACCCUAGCAACGGGGCUGUCACCAGUGCUGCACUAGGCAGAGAUAUAAAGGCUUGGAUCCCGGUAAUAACACAUUUGCCUGAUGAUUAGCAAUACUGAACUAUAUAUAGCAGGUGGAGAGGCAAGCUAGAUUCUGCUGUUUUCCCUGUGCAAGCUGUAUGUUGUCUUAACAGAUACCACUCUGCAGGUCUGACGAGCCAACCUGCAAAGAUGAGCCACCCAUAUGUCGGACCUUUGUCCGCAUACAACAGUCUCACUGACAAACACCUGACAGGAUAUUUCAACAAUACAAGAAUAAGAAGACACCUUCAAAGAGCUGGGCUGGUUACAAGAAGCGGAAGAAUAUUAACUGAAAAAGAAUUCAAAAUAAAUUCUAUGAGACGUGACCAUCAGAAAUAUAUCAGACAAUGCCUUGCCCAAGCCAUAUUUCAGAAGGUCCUUGAUAUGGAGCGCAACCACCAAAUUGAAAUAAAAAGGAAAUUGGAAACUUUUGCAAGAAGAGAACGAAUCCAAAGAAUCAAGGCUGACCAUUCAAAGACAGUUGAAGAAGAAACAUUUGCUUUAUUUUCCCCUCGACCACCAACAGGACCUAAAAGUGGAGUGACUCGCCAGAUGAUAACACAAAAGGAACUUUCAGACUCAUCAGAUUCAGUUUCAUCUCCCAGACCGAACACAGCACCAGGAAAUAUGCAACGUCCAGUUCGACUACAACCUAUUCAGGGAUAUUGUCCAUCUAGGACUGCACCAAAGACAUCAUCAGGAUUAAGACAAAAAGAGUCAGCUGAUGAGCAAGAACAACAGUUCCCUAGAGGGGUUGACAGAGAUCUAAUGAAAUUAAUGAAUGCAAUGGACCAUUCUACAGGAGUAUCACCCUAUCGGCUUCCCAUAAUUAACAACUUUGUGAUACCUGCUCCCCCUCCUCAAAGAAAAUAUCCCAAGCAGCUCAAACAAACUGUUAGCACAUCUUCCAGGGGAAGGCGCUUUCGCCCAACCACUGCACCCAAUGGGCUUGAACUGACCUCUAAGGACUCUGGGAAGUUUCAUAAAACGAUCUUGCACAGCAAUGUAGCAGUCACCAUGGUUUACCUCGGAAAAAAUGUUCACUUGUCACAUGAUGAUAAUGACUUCCGAGAUGAAAUAAAAGUAUUUCAGCAACACUGUGGAGGCGAAAACCUCUGUGUUUUCAAAGGCAGACUUCAGGAAGGAGAAACUUUCAACUUAAUAUCCAGACGGCAUCGUGGGUUCCCUUUCAGCCUCACCUUUUAUAUCAAUGGUAUGCAGGUAGACAGAUUGAGUUCUUGCUGUGAAUAUAAACAUCGCAAAGGUGCACGGCUGGGAGGAAAAAAUGGCUAUUUUGGCUUUGUUAAUAUUGAAGGCGCAUCACCUUGCUACAGGUGCAUUAUUGCAAUGGGCCUUGAUAAGAAGCCUUCCCCUCCACCAAAGAAAGCAAAGGAUGAGGAUUAUGAUAGCAAUGAGGAGAAAGAGAAUGUGAGAGAAUGUGAGAGUAUAAUGGAUAAAGAAACCAUUGAUGAUAUGGAAAGAGAUGAGGAAUGUGAGGAAGAUGAUAAUACAAGAGAAAAAGAAAUAGAAGACACAUCCUCUGUUUAUGAUAAAACAGACAUGGAGGAUGAAGAGGAACAAGAUAAAGAAUAUGAGGGUGGAAAGAAGGAGGAUCAGAAUGAUGAGUAUGAAGCAGAUGAUGAAGCAAAAGAUGAGUACGAUGAGGAUUUUGAAGUGGAAGAAGAGAAGCCAGAUGAGAAAACUAAUGAAGAAGGACAGGUUGAUGAUCAAGUGAAUGGAAAGUCAAAGUCACCCUCAGAUGAUGAAAAAGAUGAUUUAGACCAUGAAGGGGAAAGUAACAAGCCAUCAAAGGAGGCAACGGAGACUUCAGACAGUGAGAAAGAUGAAAGAGAUGGGCAUUCUGACAGUGAAUAUGAGGAGGAUAAACAAGGAAAACAUAGCAUAACUGACAAGGAAAUGAACAUUGCUGCAAGGAAAAUCCAGUUAUUUUAUAGAGAACACAGAACUCAUCUGCAGAACAUUCAGAAAAUGAAAACAGAGAGGAAACACAGCACAGGAUCCGUUUCAUCCCACAGUACAAUAUAUACUAGCUCCAGUGAAGAUGGGUCAGGUGAUGAAGAAGGAGAAGCUAAGACAUCUAGCUCAGAGCAUCCAAAAAAACGUAAUAAAAAAACUCUACAGAAUUCAGAAAAUAUCCAAGAUUCAGUUACUCAUCUGGGGGAGGACACUCAUUCAGAAGAACAAGCAAAUGAAGAACCUAAAUUAGAGGAGACAGGUGAAACUGAAGACAUAGAAACCUGUCCAAGCAGCAAGGAAGACAACCCCCUACCCGAAGACACUGUGGCAGAACCACAGCCACAUCCUUCUGAAGAUGACAAUGAGCGCUGUGUGAGUCCUUCAGAAAAUGGUUGUGAGCAAGAGGUUGAGUAUGAAGCCACAGUGCAUAUGGAUGAGAGUUCUAGUAAAACCCAAGAUAAUUUAAUUAAUGAUAAUACACAUUCUGAGACUGAAGAGGAAGGUGAUGGUCGAUCAGUUCAGGAGAAAAUAGCAGAGGCAAUCGACCAUGAGGAACAUUUCAAUUCAGAACCAGAGCCAAGUGAUUCUAGUACAGAUGAGGAAGACAACUUUAAGAAUGCAUUUCAUGGAAGCAAAUCAUCACUUGAACAGACUUCACUAAAUGAAACAGAGGAGCUUAUUGAGCAAAAUAAUACAGAAAGAAGCACAAGCAGAGCAGAUUCCAUGACAUUAGAAGCUGCAUCAGAAUCAGUUAAUUUGCAGACAGUAAAUGAAGAGUCUCUGACUAGAUCUGCAACAUUUAAUGAUUUAGAGAAUGGAUCACAGAAUAUUGAUGAACAUAUACAAGAUGAGGAAGCAACAGCAGGUGAAGAAUUAAAACAGGCAGAAGAUGCAGUGGAAGAGUCAAAACAACCAGAUGAGUUGAUAGAUAAUGGAGAAAGCACUAAUGAUACAAUAUCUGUAGAAGUAGCCACAGAUUGUGAGAAAAAAGAACUUGAAUCAUUACAUGAAGAAUUAACAAAUAAUGAAAAUGAUAUUGAAGCUCAGUUAGAAACACCAGAGAUAGAGGGAGAUAUAGAAAUCCAAAAUAACAGUGAUGUCUGUGCCCCCGAUGCAGGAGAAAUAAAGGAAGAAAAACUUGAUGAUCAAAAUGCAGAAGAACAAAACAUUCCUCUGGAGGAAUCUGGAGAUGCAACGGGAAAUGAAGUCAAAGAUGAAGAAGCUGUGGAAAAUGGUGACAUAACCAUAAAUGAAGACCAUGAUUUAUCAGCUGAAACAUCUACUACAUUAAACAUGGAAAAUGAGGAUGCAGGGUUCAGUAAUGAUACCAAAGGGGAAGAGGAGGAAGAUCAUAUUGAGGAACAUGAAAGAACUGGUACUUUAACAACUGAGGAGGAAAAUAUUGCAGUUACAUCUGAUUCAGUUGAUGAGGUAGAAGAGACAGAAAAUCAACUAGUCCAAGAAGAAGAACAACAUGCUUCUGAGAAUGAAAUUGCAGAAGAUAGUGCUAAAAAUGAUGAUUUAUCAGAAGGAAAUGUAGACAAGGAACAAACAGAAGAUGGCAUACAGGCAAUAGAUGACACUGCAAUUGAGCUUUCUGACAAUAAUGAAAAUGUUACUAAAGAGGAACAAAAUGAAAAUAAUGAUAAUGAGUAUGCAGACACCAGUCAUGAUGAAGUAGUUGCAUGUACGAAUACAGAAAAUUUAACAAGUUCUGUCACUGAAGAAGGAGAGGCAGUAGUAUUGCUAGAACCUUCAGAUAGUGUGAAAACAGAAAAUGAAGUUCAUUCUGAGUUUACAGGUGCUGAGAAUGCUUCUAGAGCCGUAAGUCCUGAAACAAAUGAUUCUACAAAGUGCAUAGCAAUAGAUGCUAAUUCUAAUGAGGAACAAACUGCUGAAGAUAACGGUCUUCCUAAUGAUCAAGGUGAGGCAAAGGAGAAUGAAGAAUCCACAAACGGUGAGGAAGUGCAUCAGGCAGAAAUAAGUGACACGGGCAAUGAAAUGGAAAAUGUAGCUAGUUCUGUCAUGGUAGAAGAUGAAGAUAAGGAACAAACAGAAGAUGGCAUACAGGAAAUAGCUGAUACUGCAACUGAGCUUCCUGACACAAGUGAAGAUGUUACUGAAGAGGAACAAAAUGAAAAUAAUGAUAAUGAGGGUACAGACACAAGUCAUGAUGCAGGGAAUGAAGUAGAUUCAUGUACUGAUAUGGAAAACUUAACUAGUUCUGUCAUGGUAGAAGACGAAGACAAGGAGCAAACAGAAGAUAGCAUACAGGAAAUAGCUGAAAAUGCAACUGAGCUUCCUGACACAAGUGAAGAUAUUACUAAAGAGGAACAAAAUGAAAAUAAUGAUAAUGAGGGUACAGACACAAGCCAUGAUGUAGGGAAUGAAGUAGAUUCAUGUACUGAUAUGGAAAACUUAACUAGUUCUGUCACGGUAGAAGACGAAGACAAGGAACAAACAGAAGAUAGCAUACAGGAAAUAGCUGAAACUGCAACUGAGCUUCCUGACACAAGUGAAGAUAUUACUGAAGAGGAACAAAAUGAAAAUAAUGAUAAUGAGGGUACAGGCACAAGUCAUGAUGCAGGGAACGAAGGAGAUUCAUGUACUGAUAUGGAAAAUGUAACUAGUUCCAUCAUGGUAGAAGAAGAAGACAAGGAACAAGCAGAAGAUGACAUACAGGAAAUUGCUGAUACUUCAGCUGAUCUUCCUGAGACAAAUGAAGAUAUUACUGAACAGGAACAAAGUGAAAAUAAUGAUGAGGGUGCAGACACCAGUAAUGAUGCAGACAAUGAAUUAGAUCCAUGUAAUGAUAUGGAAAAUGUCCCCAACUCUGUGACUGAAGAAGAAGAACCAGAACUAGUAGAACCUUCAGAUAUUUUGACAACAGAAAAUGAAGAUAUAAGUGCUGAGAAUGCUUCUAUAGCUGUAAGUCCUGAUACACAUGAUUCUAACGAGUGCAUAGUGAUAGAGGAUGAUAAUUCAAAGGAGGAACACACUACUGAAGAAAGCAGUGAAAACAAUGCUCUUUCUAGUCAUCAGGAUGAUGGUAAUCAGGAUGUAUCUGAUUUAAGCAGAGAUGAUGCUAAUCUUGAGGAGGAACAAACUACUGAAGAAAGCAGUGAAAACAAUGGUCUUCCUAGUGAUCCGGAUGAUGGUAAUCAGGAUAUUAACGGAGAUACAGAAAAUUUGAUUAAUGAGAAAGAAGUAGAAUCUGUGAACGAAGAGAUGCAAUUGCAAUCUCAAGAUGUGGCUGUGAAAGAUGAUAUGGCAAAUGUAAUGGAAGCCUUUUCCGAUGAAACUGAAAAGGCUAUUGAAUGUGAUAAUAAUGAUGUAGAACAUACCGAUCCAAGCACUGAAGAACAUUCAGCAAAUGACUCAAGUAAAGAGAUGGCAUCUGCACCUGAGGAUUCCGGUCUUGAAACCCAGGAUGAAUCUUCAGAUGUUAAUGCUGUAUCUGGGGAUAUGACCUCUAAAACAGAAGAUGAACCUGAUAAUGUAGCUGAGAAUAACUUGCUUGAUGAUGAAGAAGGAACAGAUAAUAAGGAUAAUUCUUCAAAUGCAGAUCAGUUAGGUCAGGAGGAAAGCUUAACUUCAGAUGUAAAUGAAAAUGAACAUAACCAAGAUGAUAUAGUAAAUGAAAGUGCUUCUGAAAAUAAUGAAGAAGAUACACCUGCUGAAAUGUGUUCAAGUGAACAGGAUAGUGUUAAUAAUAUUGCUUCUUUAGAUCAAGAUAAUGAGAAUACUAUAGAACAGUCAACAGAAACAAAGGAGGAAUCAAGUAGUGUUAAUGAGGAGGCUGCUGAAACAGGUGAUGUAGUUAGUACUGAUAUUAAUAAUGUUGCUGGAGCUGAAAAACUAGAAGAAGAGAUAGAUGCAGAAAGCACAAUAGAAAAUGUAUCUAUUAAUAACCUUCAUGAGACAGAUGCAAAUUCAAAUGAAGAAAAUGGAGAGACAGAAGAAAAUGCAGACUCCAAAGAGGAAGAUGUAAGUCAAAUUGUGGAUGAAGAGGAAAUCAAGAAUACUGGAGCACUCGAACCUGAAACAUCUCAAAGUGAAAGAGCAGACAAUGAUAAACCUGAGAUAGAGCAAGAAGCUACACCAGUCACUGAAUUUUCAGAAAGUUCAGAAAAUAUUGAAGAGUCAAAGGAAGAAGAAGGAGAAGUAAAUGAAACUGACCAAGACAUUAGUCCUAAUGAUGCAGAAAAUACACUUCCAAAUGACAAAACGGAAGAAAUCCUAAAUGUGUCAGAACUUGGAACUGUAAAUAGCAUACCAGAUAAUGAAAUUUCUCAGACAGAAAAUGAGGAUCCAAUAUAACAAACAGCAUCAGAUAAAAAAGAAAUUUCAAGAGUUCUUCAAUUUCUGAAAGAAUGUGAAGAAGAAGAUAUACUUUAUAUUUAUAUCACUUUGUUAAAGAAGCAGAUAUAUAUUAUUAUUAUCAUCAUCCGUAUUUAAGCAAAAUUCUGUGUGCAAGCCUUGCAUUAGUCAUUUGAAAGAAAUUCCACUAUAUAAAGGCCAUGAUUUCAAAAGAAUGUUACAAAUUUGUGAGAUCAAGAAACAAAGGGAAACCAAAACAAAAUGAUUAAUUUGACCCAAAAUUUAAUUUAAUUUUUUAUUGCAGUGUGUUUUCUAUCAGCUCUUUGGUUCUGGUGUGUUUAGCCAUCUUUCAAUUGUUGUACUAAUAAAAACCCAACUGGUCUAAUGAAUUCAAUAGAGCCUUAGAUGAUAAACAUUCAGUAACUGUCCUCAAAAGCUUCACCAGAAAAAAACAAAAAUAAUUUCAAAUAAAAAACCAUCAAAAUUCCUAGAAAUGGUGCAGAAUUUUCCGAAGUGAAUGUUAUGGGUAAAUGCUUGAAGGACACUUUCAUGUCCUGUUACUGGCACUUUAAGCAAUUUAUUCAAAAAUAAAUCAAGGAACAUUAAUAUAUAUGUUUGUUAUAUUUUUAUAUAGUUAGGAUUAUGAUCAUAUAAUAUUUUUUUCGGAAGUGGCCCAUGGGCUGAAAGCCUUUCAGUAAAAAUGUCAUUUCAGGCAUUUUUGUACUCGAGAAAAUUGACUGAAACACAUUGUUUUUACCUUAAAUUUCAGGAAAAUCAAACUUUGCAAUUUAACAUCAUUACCUCAAACCAUAGAUUCUGAUAAACGCUAAUUUAGACUAAAAUGGUUGUCCUUAACCAUUAUGUGCCUGUGCUUAUAGAAGUACGGUACUGACAUAGAGAUAUGCCAGUGCUGUAGAUUCUAUGUUCUAUUUUUUUUUUUUUGCAGGGGAUCAUGUAUUCCUCAACAGGACAUGGUAGAAGUGCCUAAAAAAGGACCAAUACAGAAGCACACUGAAGUGAUGAAAACAAUCUUAUAUUGUGCUUCAAACCAGCUCUUUAUGAAGCUUAAAAAUCAAGUGUAACAAACAACUUGAAAUAAGUGCAUUAAGUUGAGGGCCACCCACCUAUAAGAUCACAUGAUCCAAGUGGACCACAACUUCCAGAAAUCAUCAUUCAGUCCUUUUAGUGAAUUUCCUCAACUGAUGCAGUCAAAAAUAGUCUGUUUUAUAGCCUGUGGCACAAUAAAGCAUUUUUUUUUACCGCUUCUGUUUGCUGCUGUAUUGGAUGUUUUCCCUGCCAGUGGGAUUUCAGCCUGCAUCUGACACUAGACUAAAUGAGUGGUUUGCUGUGUAGAUCUUUCCCUAUUGUGAUAUGAAACAGGUACAGAAUGUACCCAUUUAUUUCACGCUUCCCCUAAGCCAUUCUAAUGUUGCGCCAAAUCGGCAAUUCUUUGCACUCGUUGACUAAGGCUUUUUUUGUUGUUGUUUUAAAUUUAAAACGUUAUUACUUUUGAAUAAACUAUGUUUUAAACCA